GGAGCUAACAGGAAGUGAAAAGUAUCUCCUUCUGUAGUCGGGGCAAGGCUGGGGUUGUUUUAGUAGGAUCAGGCGCAGGGAAAGAGAGACGAGAGUCCCGAUCGCUUUAAUGCCGGAGUGAUCGGCGGAAGAAAGCGCGUUGAACUCGGGUUUCUUUCGGUGUGAUAACUGGAGAUGGAGGAAGCUGUUGAACUGAGGCAAAGAAAGAAUCCAAGCUGUACUGAAGUUGAAGAAAAAACUCUCAAAGAAAACAACGACAAAGACAAACAACCCAAACGAUCCCUAAAAUAUGUCUUAAUUCCACAUUUUACAAAGCUUUUCUUUGGCUGCAUUACAGCAAUCAUAAGUGGAAUGAUGUAUGCCAUAUACCUUUCAACAUACCAUGAACGCAAAUUCUGGUUUUCUGGUAGGCCGGAACUUGAACGAGAAAUCACAUUUCAGGGUGACAGUGCCAUUUACUAUUCAUUUUACAAAGAACUGUUAAAAGCCUCCUCUUUUAAAAAAGGCAUUCAUCAGCUUAUUCAUGACAACAGGACCCUGUCACUAAAAACAAUGAAUACUGUACAACAGAUGAUUUUGUAUCCGGAAUUGAUCGCCAGCGUUUUAUAUCAGGCAUCCGGCAGUGAAGAAGUUAUUGAGCCAGUCUAUUUUUACAUUGGCAUAGUAUUUGGGCUACAGGGCAUCUAUGUGGCCGCACUGUUCGUAACCAGCUGGCUUAUGAGUGGGACUUGGCUAGCAGGGAUGCUGACUGUUGCCUGGUUCAUUAUUAACAGAGCGGACACAACAAAAAUAGAUUAUUCAAUCCCUGCUAGGGAGAACUGGGCUUUGCCAUAUUUUGCUUGUCAAGUUGCAGCUCUAACAGGCUAUUUAAAGAAUAAUAUAAACUCCUCUGCUGAGAAAUUUUGCUACCUGCUGGUCAGUGCUUCAACAUACACUUUUAUGAUGAUGUGGGAAUACAGUCAUUAUCUAUUGUUUAUCCAAGCGGUCUCUCUUUUUCUGCUUGAUGUCAUAGGGUUCACACAGACAGAGAAGGUGCAUGAAAUAUAUAAAAUCUACCUGUUUUCCCUCUUCUUGGGAUAUGUGUUACAAUUUGAGAAUCCAGCUUUAUUAGUAUCUCCAUUAUUAAGCCUUGCUGCCACAGCCUUGCCUGCAAAAUACCUUCAGAUGAAUAUGAAAAAGGGAACUCUUCUUUCAAGGAUGCCGAAAGUCAUCUAUUUUUAUUUGGUAUUCACGGUCACAGUGACUUUGAAUCUUACAAUGAAGACAUUUAUUUCCCAUAAAGAAAAUGAGCAUGUAAUUAAAGUCCUUGAAGCAAAAUUGGGAUUGAAUACAAAUAAGAACUUCACAGUUAAUUGGCUGCUUUGUCAAGAGUCACUUCAGACACCAUCCCAAGAUUUCUUCUUGAGGCUCACUCAUUCUUCGCUACUGCCAUUCUACAUUUUGGUGCUAAUUAUUUGCCUUGCUUCUGUGGGUCAGGCUUCCUUUAGGAGAAUGGGCAAUAAACAAGUCAACGAUCCAACCACACAUGAGGGCAGGAUUGGUGAAAGACCAGAAGUAGCCUACCAUAUAUUGCACACAGUUACCUUGGGGCUGCUUUCUAUGAUGAUGGAAGGAAUGAAAUAUGUGUGGACUCCGUAUGUUUGUAUGAUUGCGGCAUUUGGAGUCUGUUCUCCUGAGCUUUGGAUGACUCUUUUCAAGUGGAUCCGACUGAAAACUGUGCAUCCUGUUCUGCUGGCUCUCAUUCUGAGUAUGGCUGUUCCAGCUAUUAUAGGGUUUAGUUUGUGGAAAGAGUUUUUUCCUAGGAUAAUGACGGAACUCUCAGAGCUCCAAGAAUUUUAUGAUCCUGAUACAGUAGGACUCAUGACCUGGAUUAAAGGACAGGCUCCUAUUGCUGCUGUCUUUGCUGGAAGUCCACAAUUAAUGGGUGCAAUCAGACUGUGCACUGGCUGGAUGGUGACAAAUCUACCCCUGUAUAAUGAUGAUGACCUGCAAAAGAGAAAUGAAAAUAUUUUUCAGAUCUAUUCCAAAAGAUCAGCUGAGGAUAUUUACAAAAUACUCACAUCCUACAAAGCUACGUAUCUGGUCAUAGAAGAUUCAAUUUGCAAUGAAGUUGGACCAGUGAGAGGAUGCAGGGUUAAAGACUUACUAGAUAUUGCCAAUGGUCAUGUUUAUUAUGAAGAAAAUGACAGCUCUGGCUACUCAAAAUAUGGGCGGUUUUGUCAGGAGAUCAAAAUGAACUAUUCGCCAUAUGUGAAUUACUUCACACGCGUAUACUGGAAUAAGUCUUACUUGGUAUAUAAAAUCAAUUCUAUAAUAUCUUUCCAAUCCUGAGAAAUUUGCAGCUUAUCCUUUGAAGAUGGACUUUGCAGAAUUUUUAAAAAGGCUAAGGUUAUCAACAAACCUUUUUUCUAUUGCAUAUAAAUUGCAGAUGCACACAAAGGCAUUAUCACUGACUACAUGCAAAUUGCUUAGUGUAUCCUGCAUGACUACUGCAGAUUAAAUGGUACAACAAGAGAGAGAGAGAGAUGCUCCAGAACUAUAGAAGAUACAACUGUCUUCCAAGAAUUAAAAGGCAUCUUUCCAGCUUUUCAACUUUAAUAACCUCAUUUUUAACAUCAAUUUGGUUUCAGUUUCAUAGCAAUUACUUUUUCAGUUAUAUUUAUUUAUGUUGGCAAGUACAAAAAAAAGGGAAAAGAGAAUUUGCUGGAUGUUAUUCUCCAGUUAUAUACAUAUAUUUGGGUUUGGAAGUGGGUUGGAUAGGGAAUGUUCUGCCAUUUUCACUGUUUGGAAAUCCCAUUAUAUUCCUGGUAUUUGUUAUAACGGAAAAAGUAGGGAAACAAGUGGCUGACAAUGAUAAGAGACAGACUGAGGAAUAAGGCUGUGCAGACUAAGCUGUUGGCGGAGAGCAAUUCCCUAAUUGGGGCUGUCUUUUCUAUUAUUAUUUUUGGUAGAGCAUUAUUAUACUCUUAUGUUUGGUGAAAGGUUUGGUUUAGGUACCCAGUCAAUAAUAGUAUUCUAAAUAAGUUGAAUUAAAUAAGAAAGAUUUCCUUUCAGUUCUGUAAAUCAUAUAUUUUAGGCACUCUUAUAUUCUAUCUAAAAAGGUAAUGAAUCAACAUAAAAUGUAGCCCUUUAAUAAGAAAAGGUUGAAAAUUCAUAUUCUAGAAGUUUAGCUUCAAGUACUUGCCAAUUUGUGGGAUUUUUCUGUUAGGUGCUUAUAUUUUUGUGUAAUUAUUGGCAUUCCAUAAUUCUGUCCUAGUCAUUACCAGGACAAAUUAUUCAUUGUGGCUUAAUAAGAGUAUUCCGCCCAUUUGCUCUUCUAAGCCAAAAUAAAAGAUCAGAUUUAGUUUAUGGAUAUUGAUAUAUUUUGGUAGCUACAGUUAAAUUUUGUUUCUUCCUUAUUUCUUCAUCCAUUUGAUUGGUGGAGCAAGGAAAACAUAUUUACAUAUUCAUUUUUGUUGUAUUUUUAAAUUAAAUUUGGAUUUCCGGCUUGACAUCCGAAUGUGGCAAUUAUCUGGUUAAAAUAUUUCUACAAAAUGAAGUCUAAAUUAAACUAUUGAUCAAGCUAAUAAUGUAAGUUGGUUUACUUUCAUAAAAUAAAAGUUUUUUAUUAUAUUUUAGUACAACUUUGCUCUUUACACCUUUUUUAUUUUUAAACUUUGUUUUCUGUUUUUUUCUCUGCAUUAUUCCUGAUCUUGAAUUAAAAAGAGUUAAGUGUAUGCCCUGAAAAUGAAAAAGUAUUUUAUCCCAAAAUUAUUUUUUUCCUGACUUUAAUAUUAUAAAAUACUUAACUAAGUAGCCAGAGGGGAAAAAAAUACUUUGAGAAUAUUUUAUCAUUAUCUUGUUGUAUAGCAUUUUUAAGGGAAGCUAAUCAAUGCUGCCUUUUUUGUGCAAGUCAAAGCUACUUGAACAUAAGAAUUUGAAAAUGUAAUUGUUUUAUUUUACAUUUAAUUGAGCUUGGAGAUCUCCUGCCAGGGAUGUCCAUACCAGAGGCUGAAAAAGUCAAGAUGGUGCCAACAACCAUGCAUUCAAAGCCCUGUCCUUUUUUUAUAUGUGCAUUAGUGCAUGCAGUGCUUUUUUUCUAAAAAAAAAAAGGUGCCGGAACUCACACACAUCAUACAACCCGCCUUGCCUACCCUACAAGGUUCCAUCCAAAAAAGGUGCCGGAACUCUGUUCUGGGCGUUCUAUGAGAAAAAAAGCCCUGAGUGCAUGUAAAAAAGGGUAGGGCUUUGGUCUCAUAGUUGUGAUGCCAGCUCCCUUCAGCUAUCCCUGCCUGCUGCCACAAAAAACCCCACUCCAAAUCAGCUGGAUGUGAGUGCAAUCCAGCUGUGACAUCUCUGACCCCAUUGAUCAACCCCUGGGCUGAUUUGCCUGAUCUGAUUGCCUAGACCAGGGGUAGGCAACCUCGGAUCUUUUAUGAUUCAUGGACUUCAACUCCCAGAAUUCCUGACUAGGCAGUGUCCCCUUCAUCCUUCACCGUGCCAUGUGCAUGCCUCCUAAAGCUGUGCACUCCAGAGAAGAGGACAGCCUUCUCAGACAGAAGCCUAUCAGUCUUGGUGUAAUCCAAAUCACUUCACAGAACCUGUUGUAAUCUGUGGGGUUUGAUUAAAAUUAUCUUAAAAGGGACUAAAAUCUGAAAUGCAUUGAUUUUUGAAAUGUAUGUAAUUUUCUUUAAUAUUACAGUUAUUUAUUUCUGUACAAGUUUAUGUCUCUGCCCUUCUAUGUUGCAGCAGAAAGUUGCUUUGAAUAAUUUCUAAGAAAAAUUAACUUUGCAGUACUACUGCUAACAGUGUUGCUGUGACAUUUAAGGGAGAGAUGAGAAAUAGUGUUCUUAAAUGCUCUACUCUGUUUUUAGGGAGUUGUCUUUCAUUUUUUGUUAUUCCUUCAAGGAUUUGGAAAAUAAUGAGAUUGUGGAAUCAUGUGAGCAUGACAUCAAGUAUGUAUUCCCCACACUUACUUACUAUAGUACAAAAGGAAAAAUAAUUAUAGCUGUUGAAAACACGUAUUCAAAGACCUAAAUCUUGGCUGUCAGUAUUGCAAUGCUGUUGGAGAAUGUGCCUUGUAAACUUCUCUUUUUUAAAAAUGCAAAACUUAAACCUU
Messenger RNA from Crotalus tigris (Tiger rattlesnake), 5098 nucleotides. It is a transcript of the gene DPY19L4, whose product is annotated as dpy-19 like 4. The transcript has 19 exons. The record is from RefSeq and is a predicted model, not a curated record. The coding region runs from base 175 to 2331 and encodes 718 amino acids. NCBI's taxonomy places the organism in Eukaryota, Metazoa, Chordata, Lepidosauria, Squamata, Viperidae. Gene Ontology annotation, molecular function: mannosyltransferase activity. Gene Ontology annotation, cellular component: nuclear inner membrane.